Messenger RNA from Blastomyces gilchristii SLH14081, 3786 nucleotides. RefSeq names its product calcofluor white hypersensitive protein. NCBI's taxonomy places the organism in Eukaryota, Fungi, Ascomycota, Eurotiomycetes, Onygenales, Ajellomycetaceae. Gene Ontology annotation, biological process: GPI anchor biosynthetic process; fungal-type cell wall organization. Gene Ontology annotation, cellular component: endoplasmic reticulum. The coding region runs from base 604 to 3459 and encodes 951 amino acids. The record is from RefSeq and is a predicted model, not a curated record. The transcript is spliced from 8 exons.
UUUGGGAGUUGAAAUCAGUCGUCCGUCUCACACUCAGCGGGAAUGGGAAGGUCGGGGUACCUUUGAAAAUAUUUUUUUCUUCUCGAACUCUUUAAAUUCCGGCACAAGCUGCUCCAGAUAGAAGCGCGCUUUAUCACUCGCCGUAGCCAUGGCUUCGUUUAACCAGAGAGUAUCCCUGGGGUUGGUUCUAUCGCAAAGCGCUCAAAAAGUUCUCCGUCGCCGAAACGACUGAGCUCAUUUAUUUUUUGAUAUUCGGUCCCGGAAAAACAGCUCUACCGGACACUAGCCGCCUUAGGCCUAGACCUUUUCUCUCCCGUCGCCAAACCAACCAUCCAAACCAUCUUCUAAGUUCUGGCCGAACUCUCGCGAACACGGUCUUUCGGACGACUGACUUCAGGGGCAGUUGUCGGCUUCACCACACAGUUCUCCUCGUGCCUUUGUUUUCUUUUUUCUUUCCUUUUCUUUUUAGGGUACUUUCUCGAGCCUCUUUCCCCUAAUUCAUAUCAAUUUUAAUGGUUCCCUUGUUCUGUUUGUAUUACAUGUACUCGCAUUAGAGAUCAACCCGCUCAACCCCCCUCGCCAGUCUGCUCGCCCGCUACAACCAUGGCCCCCAAAUUCAAGGACGGAGAUACCGUCGUGUCUAUUAAUGGCAAAUGGGUGUCUUGGGCGCAUACUGUAGCCGCCUACACUGCUUUCCUCGGAGCAUUGAUCGUUGGUAUCCGGCUUCACUACCACAAGAUUGUCCAAAAUGAAUAUUAUGGCUACCCACAAGAAUGGUUCCCUUCAGUCUCGGCAACAAUUGGCGAUCGCUACCCGGAACGCUCCGUCUUCCAGCUGUUUAUUGCUAUCACAUCAGGCCCACGAUUCGCCCUCGUAUUCCUCUGGUACAUCCUCACUGCUCGCCCCAAUUCUUCGCUGCCGAAAUUCGUCGCUGGGGUAGGGCUGUUCCGGACGUUGACUUGCGGUGGCUGGACAUAUAUCACUUCAACAGAUGAUCAUGAUUGGCAUGAUAUAUUCAUGAUCUCAUAUCUGGUUGCUACACUGCCCUGGACGUUGGGGUGUCUUGCCUUAAGCCCCAAUAACCACCAGGCAGUGAAGUAUCGGAAGAUUCUUGCAGGCGUCUUUUUCGGCACACUUGUACCAUUGAUAUACUACUUCAUUCAGCACAAGGUUCACAAGGUCCCUGGUGCCUACACGAAAUAUGCCUUCUUUGAAUGGGCACUUGUCUUAUUUGAUGUAGGAUUCGACGCAGUUACUGUCCUUGACUUCGGGGCAUUCGAAAUCGUGGUCAGAGACGUGAAGGGUGUCAGUAGAGGAAGAUCAAAGACCGCUGGAGACGCUGUUCUUGAAACCCAAAAGGAUAAACCUGUUGGCCGUACUUUUGGUGAGGGAUUUUUCUGGGCAGAAGCGCUUGACGCGGCUGCUGAUGUGUACAACGGCUUCGUCUUCUGGUCCAUUCUAACAUCUCUUGGUGUUUUGGUGUGGUACUUCCCACUGUGGCAUAUGGGCAUAUCGGGCUAUGAAGUCCUUGUGAUGGUCUCAGUGUCUCCCUUCCUCCUAUCCAUUCCAGGACUCCGAUCUUUCGCCGUACGCAAUGUUCGUAUCAUCCAUCUCCUCUCUCUCAGCGGCCUCCUCGCCUACCUCAUCCAACGUCCCGAGUACCGUCUUUUCACAGUUGGAUUUUCAGUAGCUAUGAGCUGCCUGGCGUGGCCGACGACGUGGUACGGCGAACGGGGCCAACCUGCGCGUCUCGAGGCUCGGAUACUAGCAUGGGGUUUAGGCCUCCUCGCGUCAAGCGUGGCCAAGUUUGGGGCACACACCAAUAAUCCAAUUUGGCCAAUUAUGCACCCAGGAAACGGCGGAUGGAACAAAACUGCCUUCGUCCUUGCUGUGUUCUCCGUUCUCCGUUCAACACGAAGGGUCACCACAAGCGGCGACUACUUCCCCACCACUGGUAAAAAGAAGGGAUCUUCUCUGCUUGCCGCUGCGGGCCUUGGCGGCUUGUUCUUCGCUAUGCAUUCCCUUUUGUCGGACUCGAGCACUAUGAUUCUCUGGGUCUGGGAAGGUUUUCCCAUUCGAGGACCUAUCUCAGUCCCACACGGAGCAUAUACAAUCAUCGCGAUGGGUGCGGGUUCGGUGCUCGGAGUCUUUUAUCCUCGCCUGUCAGGCUCAUGGACGGCGUUUGGCAUUGGUUCCAUUGGGGCGGCUGUGCUCACCUCCUACAGCCAUUGGUUCGGCUACUACGGCGCUCUAAUACUUGCUAUCUAUGUGAUGGCCGUUUCACCUGUACUCGUCACCUCCGCUGUUCGCCAUUCUCCUGCCACGACCUUCGGUCUUGGCUUCCUUAUAUACAACUUCAUGGUGCUGUUCCAUGUUUGGGUCGUUGCAUACGCUUUCGUUCCCGGCGGUCCACUUGUGAGAGAGCAUACCGACUGGGUCAUGCUGACCACAAUGCUUCUCAUUGGUGCUGGUGUAUUCUCCGCAGCCAUUUCGAAUUCCCAGUCUACUUCAGUGAGAGGGAAGAGGUCUAUCUCGAGUAACGGAAAGGCGCGAUCUUAUUACGUUUAUGUCCUCACCGUUCUCCAACUGCUAUCAAUCUCCAUAGGAUAUCUUCGAUUCCCCACCAACGAUUACACCCCUUACCAUAAGGACGAAAAAUUGGUCACCGCUGGUAUCUGGACUGUGCAUUUCUCUCUUGACAAUGACAUGUGGUCUUCAGAGAGACGCAUGCGGGACGCUAUCAAGGACCUUGAGCUUGAUGUUGUCGGCCUUCUAGAGUCUGAUCUCCAGAGAAUCAUCAUGGGUAACCGCGACACCACCCAAUUCCUCGCGGAGGAUCUGGGAAUGUACGUGGACUAUGGCCCAGGACCCAACAAACAUACGUGGGGCUGCGCUCUGCUCUCCAAGUUCCCCAUUCUCAACUCAACACACCAUCUCCUCCCGUCUCCAGUUGGUGAGCUAGCACCAGCUAUCCACGCUACCUUAGAUAUGUAUGGUGAACAUGUGGAUGUCGUUGUCUUCCACUCGGGCCAGGAAGAAGAUCCAGAAGACCGCCGGCUACAGAGCGAGUACCUUUCGAAACUAAUGGCGGAGUCCACGCGCCCCUUAAUUCUCCUUAGUUACCUCGUCACGAAGCCUCUUGAGGGUAACUACAACACGUAUGUUAGCGAAGCGAAUGGGAUGAAAGAUAUCGACCCAAGCGAUUGGGAUCGGUGGUGCGAGUAUAUUCUGUACAAGGGAAUCAAAAGAACUGGCUAUGCGAGAGUGAGUCGGGGAACUAUCACAGAUACGGAACUCCAGGUUGGUAAAUUCAUCGUUGGUCAACCGGAAGAUACAUCCAAUGUCCGCAUUUCGGAAGAACAUGUACCUCCCGCGCUGCGAUUCCCAGCUCUCUUCCGGGGCCAAGGCGUCCGUGGCCAUAGGUAUCAUGUAUUUGACGAGCCGCGCUACUUUGCUUAAGUAAUAUUGCAUUAUCUUUAGAUUUCUGUGUCUAUACAUUUCCCUUUCUCCCCCGCCCCCCCCUUUUUUAUAUAUAUCAUAUUAUUUUACUUUUCUUCAUUAUGUAUUUAUUAUCUCUCUUUUCCGGUCGUUAAUUUCUCUUUUCCUUUUCCGAAGUCGGCGAGAGGAUACUCUUUUGUGUAGAGCUUCAAGGUGGCGAAGAAAUAUAACAAGUCAUAAUUGCUUAUAAUGCUCGGUUCUGGAAGCCUUUUAUAUAGAUAGACGUUUAACAGUCGUAUAUUCCUAAAAAACUCGUACCAGAAAGGAUUCAGUCAUGUGACAGCUGUG